GGGUCGACGUCUGCGCGUGCGUCCUAAGUGCGCGCGCGCGCUUCUACAGAGCACCGUGGUGGGGACGCUCAGUGUCAGUUCGUGCCGGGCGUUGCGGCGCAGUCAGUGGCCCCUUCAGUCUUUGAUCCGCAACUGUCGCGGGUGUGCGCGCGACGUUACUCGAAAGGCCGACGUUAACUCUGAACGACAGAAAAGUGUUAGAGUGAGAGAAGGAGAGAGAUAGAGAGAUAGAAAGAGAGAGAGAAAGAAGACCGAAAUAGAGAAGUUCAACAGCUUCCAAAGAGAAUUUCCAUUAUUUAUUAUCGUUGAUUCGUGGUGCGGAGACCUACUUUUUUUAUCACUAUCCUUUUUAAGGGUUGAAAUAUAUAGUUGGAGAUAGGUAGAUAAAUAGAGAGAGAGAGAGAGAGAGAGAAAUGUGCUUUGAGUGACUUGGAAUGGUCCCUCCUUGUUUUGAAAUUCUUCGUGAUAAGGAAGAUAAGAUCGACGUGUUUCGCCAAUUUUAAUCAUCGAUCUUUUUCUUCGUGGAUGUUAACGGAGAAGAGAUAAUUGAUCGUCCCUACGAUUCGAAAGUCAUUUUUUGGUUAAUAUGUGAAAUUGUUCUUAGGAUUUAUCCAAGUUCCGUCGAGUGAUCGAUAGCAGUCUCUGUGAGAGUGAAUCGAAAUUGAGUGUGUCAAAGUUUUUCUCAUCAUCGACGUUCGUGUCACGGCGCAAAGUUGAGGAAUUCGAUAUAAAGGAUAUUGUCGCGUUAGCAGAAUUAUUGAUAAUAUUAAUAAUAACAAUAAUAAUAGUAAUAAUAAUAAUAAAAAUAUUGAUACGAAGAGAGUAGAAAGAAGAGAAAAAGAGGAAACGAAGAAUCAAGAUUCUCCAGUUUAAACUUACGAAGGAAUUCCGAGGAAAUAAAGGCGUCCCUACGGAAGAAGGGACAGUGCUCGCGGCGGGGAGUUGAACUUUCUCGCUCUGUGUUGACAGAUCGAUAGGAAAGUUUGCUUACGCGAAUUUCCGCGUCGUGUCCGUCGCCGUACAAACUCUGUGUCUCGGUCUCUCAUCUGUGUACGCGUUUUACUAUCUUGUUUUUCUCGUUAACAACAACGUCGUGUUUAGGAGCGAAUACACGAGUAUCCUUAGAAAGAGAAUCUUGAAAGUAUCCGAAAGACGAUUGAAAGAUUAUCGUAAGAAAAAGAAGAAGAAGAGAAAGAAGAAGAAGAAGAAGAAGGAGAAGGAGGAGGAGGAGGAAAGUAGGAGUGAUAGAAGAUCAAAGAGGUAGCGAAAGCAGCAACGACGGUGAUAGAUGCCAAUCGCAGCAGCCAAUCGGAAAAUCUGACGGCUCGUCGUCGAGCCGGUCAUAGUCGAGGCAGUCUGUCGUUCUCGUUGCCAUCGCGCGAAUAUCUAGUAGAAUAUAGAAAUCGAAAGGAGGAUAAGAAACAUAAAGAUCAGGAGAAACAUUAUCAACAACAACAACAACAACAACAACAACAUCAUCAACAUCAAUACCAGCAACGUAAUCAACGACUCAGCGAAGAUCACCGGGGCUCUUCUUGCCCCAGACUCGUCGAGGAGAGUCGAGGGAAGUGUGCAACGGUGAAGGGUAACGGUGGAUUUGGUGAUUACUCCGCUGCCGGAGAGUUUGAAGUCUGGGGUGAAGAACGCGUUGCGACGGAUGGUGGUGGUGUUGUUGUAGGGGGAGGGGGUGGUGGAGGGGUGUCGUCGACGACGACGACGGCGAAACCGCCUUCGCGGCAGCAACGAUGCGAAGGCGGUUCUGCCCUGAGACCGUUGCUCCACGUCGCUCAUUGUGAGCUUCAUUCGCCACGCGAGGCCGAGCUCCUCAGGUUGGAUCACCUCGAGGCGCUCGAGCACAAGUCCUCGCUCGAACACGACGCCUACUCGAUGAUGGAUAAUUUUCACAGCCCGGUACCACCUCCGUUACCACGACGUCACGUCCGACUUCCACCACCGCAACAGCAGGUGACCGUAGGUUCCUUAGGAGGUGGUCUCGGAAGUGGAGCUGGUAAUGGCGGUACCGGGACCGUCGCAGCUCAAAAUCAAGCGAUGGUGAUGCCAGGCUUUCCGCUUCGAGCCGCGGCAGUACCGCAUUACUCUCCUUACUCACCGUCGCGUUUUCACAUCGACAAACGCUGUCAACAUAGAUGCUCUUGGAAAUGUUUCUCCAUCGCCUUGAUAUUACUCGCCGUUGCUCUCACCGGCAUGCUCGCGUAUUUUGCUGCAGUGAGUUCCAUGCGGCCGAUAGACAAUAACAACUGCGUAGUGGUUCAAGAUAUCAAGACUGUCACUCAUGAAAACGCUCACGUUCACGACCCUAUAUCAACUCAGAUACCAACGGAAGAAUCCUUGCCGACCAGUACUGCCGAACAUUCUAGUGCUGCAGAUAGUGUUGGGGACCAGCAAAGCGAUCCGCAAAUUCAACAAUCGGCCCAACAAUGGCCAGCCGUGCUCGAGCUUCAAGCUUACAACGUAGCGCACUCGGCUGUUAUACUACCAUACCACUUUUGGAAUACCGAGUUCCGCAACAAGCAACCGGCUUUCAUCAGGUUAAACCUAACGUUACCUUGGGGUGCGAACUUUGCCGUUUACGGAAGACGAAACGUGGCACCAAGCGUCACGCAGUACGACUUCGUUGAAUUUGUAAAAGGUGGCCGUGUGGAUCACAGACUUAAGAGGGAUGCACCGUCCGAAGCUGUGAGCUUUAUGAAGCAGGCAACGCAAGAUUUUGGCAUUGAACCUAACCGAUCUUCGCAAGAGACUGGAACAAAAUCUAUCAAGUCUUAUCAACAUAUUCUCAUAAAAAGAACGAUCGUAGAGCCAAUGAUGGUCAACGUUAGUCUUCUUCAAUAUUUGGACACUGGCCGUUGGUUCUUGUCAGUUUAUAACGAUGAACUUCAACCCUACAAGGUUACGCUGGUCGUCACCGAAGCUGAAGGAGUCUCUACGACUUGUCCUAACGAUUGUUCUGGUAGAGGAUCGUGUUAUCUUGGAAAAUGUGAUUGCAUCGAUGGUUAUCAGGGUGCCGACUGUAGUAAGAGCGUAUGUCCUGUUUUGUGUUCGUCUCACGGCCAGUACGGCGGUGGUAUGUGUCACUGUGAGGAUGGUUGGAAAGGUGCCGAAUGCGACAUACCGUUAGGAGAUUGCCAAGUUCCUGAUUGCAAUCAACAUGGGCAGUGCGUUAGAGGAUCGUGCGUUUGUAAUCCUGGCUGGAAGGGUGCCUUCUGUAACGAACCCGAUUGUCCGGAUCCAAACUGCAGCGGUCAUGGCGCCUGCGUGUCCGGCAAGUGUUACUGCAAGGCAGGCUGGCAGGGUGAACGAUGCAAUCAGGUCGAUCAGCAGGUGUAUCAGUGUCUACCGGGUUGUUCGGACCAUGGCACGUACGACCUCGAGUCUGCCGCGUGCAUCUGCGAGGAACAUUGGACUGGGGUCGAUUGUUCACAACCCAGUUGUGGCCUGGACUGUGGUCCUCAUGGAUCCUGCGAACAGGGUCGCUGCAAAUGUCACGACGAUUGGACUGGAACGAAAUGCGAUCAGAAACCAUGUGAUCCACGUUGUGCCGAACAUGGUCAAUGUAAGAACGGAACUUGCGUGUGUAGUCAAGGAUGGAACGGAAGACAUUGUACUUUGCCUGGAUGCGAGAAUGGUUGCACCAGACACGGACUGUGCACGUUGCAAGACGGCGAGUACAGUUGCGAAUGCUCGACCGGUUGGGCUGGCAGAGACUGUAGCAUACGACUUGAGAUGGAAUGUAAUGAUUUUGUCGACAAUGAUCAGGAUGGCAUGGUGGACUGUUCCGAUAGCGAAUGUUGCUCGCACGCUACUUGUGCCGAGCAUAUUAUGUGCCUGGCUAGUAAAAAUCCGGUUGAUGUUCUCCUGAGGAAACAACCACCUAGUGUCACUGCAUCGUUUUAUCAACGAGUCAAAUUCCUCGUCGAGGAAAAUAGCGUACAGAGCUACGCUCACAUGGACGAAUAUACGGAAAGUACGUUCUGGAGUUCCUUUACACCGUGUCGUGUUGCGGUGAUGAGAGGCCAAGUUGUAACCGAGCAAGGACUUGGAAUAGUAGGCAUCAGAGUCUCCGUUGACAGGGACUCACGAUUUGGAUUCACCUUGACCAGAGCUGAUGGAUGGUUCGACGUUUUGGUUAAUGGUGGAGGAGCCGUGACAUUGCAAUUUCAACGUAGCCCAUUCAAACCUCUUACGAGGACUGUGUUCGUGCCCUGGAAUCAGAUCGUUGUUUUACCACCCGUCGUGAUGACCCUUAGCAAGGAAGGAGAGCCGUACAAAUCUAAUCAGCCACCUAGUCCAGCAGUCGGCUUCCCAGGGAUUUCCAUGGGGCUCUUUAGCGAGCACGGACCAUGUUUGGAACACGAUCAUGAGACUCUACGUCCAAUCAUCGUUAGCACAUGGAUGCCAGAAAAAGUGGGUGGUUUGCCAGGGAAAAGUCUGGUAUUCGCUGAGAGUCAAAUCGUCCAAGAAAGUAUCGCCAUACCUGGAUCUAAUCUCCAUUUGAUGUAUCAAAGUAGUCAAGCUGCUGGAUACCUUUCUACUGUUAGAAUGCAAUUGACUGGACCAUUUAUUCCAAAAUCUUUAACGCACGUACACGUGCACGUAGAAAUCGAGGGUUCACUUCAUACAAAAACCUAUGAAGCCGACCCCAAUUUGACGCACACUUUCGCAUGGAACAAGAGAAAUGUCUAUAAGCAAAAAGUAUACGGAGUUGCACAAGCAAGAAUUUCAAUCGGUUAUCAACAUUCUACUUGCCCUUCCGUCAUAUGGGAAACUCAAACUGCGAUUUUGCAAGGAUUUGACGUAGACAUUUCCGAUAUCGGUGGUUGGGGACUCGACAUCCAUCAUCAUUACAACUUCCACGAAGGAAUCCUUCAAAAAGGGGAUGGAUCAACGUUACACUUCAAACAAUAUCCACGUACCGUAAAAGUAGUAAUGGGUACUGGUCUUCAAAGAAGCUUGGUCUGUCAAAACUGUGAUGGUUUGGCCAAAGAUGCUAGACUUUUGACACCGGUAGCUCUUACCAGCGGCCCAGACGGUAGUAUCUACGUCGGUGACUUUAAUCUCGUACGUAGAAUUACACCCGAAGGAAACGUUUAUACCGUUUUAAUUUUAAGUGCAACUCAAGUAGCCUAUCAGUACUAUCUAUGUGUCUCCCCUGCCGACGGACAUCUAUAUAUCAGUGAUCCUGAAAAACAUCAGAUAUUAAAAGCGCUUUCAUUAGAACAAGUUCAGGAUCCUAGCAUCAACAUUGAACCGGUUGUCGGUAGCGGUGAAAGAUGUAUUCCGGGUGACGAGGGUCAUUGUGGAGACGAGGGUCCAGCGAUACGAGCAAAAUUGGCCCACCCAAAAGGUAUCGCGAUUGCUGCCGAUAAAACUAUGUAUAUAGCCGAUGGCACAAACAUACGCGCUGUCGAUCCACAUGGUAUUAUACACACACUGGUUGGACAUCAUGGUCACCACAAUCAUUGGUCACCGGCACCAUGUGUUGGUGCUAUACCUGCUCAUCAAGCUCAACUGCAAUGGCCGACAGGAUUGACUCUAAGUCCUCUCGAUGGAUCCCUACAUUUCAUUGACGAUAGACUUGUCCUGAAAUUAACCAGUGAUUUAAAAGUACGCGUAGUAGCCGGUACACCUCUUCACUGUACCAGUAAUGCCAACAACAACGGCAAUGCUAACACCAGCGAACUCACCAAAUUAAAUUCGACUAUAGCAACGAAUCUAAAGAAAUCCGAUGACGUUCUUGGUUCGGUUUUAGCCGUUGGUUUUAGCCCAACCGGUGAACUUUACAUAGCCGACAGUGAUUCUCAUCGGGUUAAUUCUAUUAGAAUAGUCGAUUCCUCUGGAAAAAUGUCUCAUUUUGCUGGACAGCAACAGGAACGAUUACGUGGUCAAUGCGAAUGUAAUAAUACGACUCCUAGUACAAAAGAUUUGGAUGCAUGUACUUGCACAGAUGAUACCAGUAGCACGGAGACACUUUUAUCAUCGAAUGCCAAGUUCACUGCCAUAUCAGCCUUAGCAGUAUCUCCUGAUGGCGUUGUUCACGUCGCGGAUCAAGGAAGUUUACAUAUUUUGGCUUUGCAACCAUAUCUUCCGAAUCACGAUGAAAGUGGCGAGUUCCUCAUUCCCUUCCCUCCGUCUAACGAAGUUUACGUGUUCAAUCGUUAUGGUCAGCACAUAUCUACGAAGGACCUAACAUCUGGAAAAACUCGGUAUUCGUUCCUAUACAGUAAAAAUACUAGCUUUGGCAAACUCUCUACUGUAACUGAUAGCGCAGGAAACAAAAUACAAUUUUUACGAGAUUACAGUAGCGUGGUUAGUACAAUUGAAAAUACUCAAGAUCAUAAAUCCGAAUUGAAAAUUUCUGCCGUUGGUUUUCUCGAAAAAUUAUCUGAAAGAGGUAGAGCGGAGAUUGCUCUUGGAUAUGAUGGUUCUACUGGUCUACUCACGAGUCGUUCAGGGGGAGACGAAACCUAUAUUUACAAUUAUGACGGUUUGGGAAGAGUCACUGAUGUAAUCUUACCAACAGGAGAAAAAUUAAAAUUAUCUUCGGAUCUUUCUAACGACGAAGGUCUUUCCGUACAAGUAUCUGCUCCUCUUCAAGCAUUGUCAAAAGGAGAUAAACAAAGAUUUGUAGAAUUUGAAAUGAAGAAUGAGAGAUCUAAAAUGCUUACUAUCACCGAUGGUACGAAAAUUAUGAAAGCAACUUCAUUCACGAACAGUAGUUUGGCAGUAUGUCUUCCUAGUGGUGGAAGAAUAUUAAGUGCAGCGACGACUAAACAUCCUCUGCUUGAAGCCGCUUUGCCGGUGGAAGCAGAAAUGUUACCAAUGUGGAGUUAUCAAGUGAUGUCCCUCGGUGAACUAACAAAUACAAUGACCACCACUUAUAAUCUUGUCGGGGACGUAAGCCACUUUCAACAGACACUUAAUAGAGAGAUCUGGGUAAACGAUACAAGAGUAAUCGCUGUCGAAUUCGAACAAGCAUUCAGGCGAGAAACUUUCUACGACAAAACGAGAACACCUCUAUUGACUGUGAUCUUCGAUCCUGCUGGAUUGCCAUUACUUUGGCAACCUCACGAACAAGGACAUAACCUUAGCAUCACUUACGAUAGAUUUAAUCGUAUAGAAAGUUGGAAAUGGGGUGCAUCGGACGAAUCUUAUGGUUACGAUCGACAUGGCCAAUUGGCAGAUGUCACCAAUAGUCAAGAUGGCACAAAACGAUAUACCUAUAACGACUUCAACAUGCUUUCCAAGAUAACUCUUCCUAGCGACAGACAUUUCUCUUUGGAAUACGACGAUGACGGUGGCUUACGGCAUAUUAUUCUUCCAUCAGGAACGAAACAUUCUUUCUCUUGUCAAGCCUCUCUCGGUUUUCUUCGAGUAACAUAUACACCACCAGGAAGUACUAGAGCGUAUCUUCAACACUACAGUCACGACGGUAAUCUUCUACAAACUGUAUUUCCUGGCGAUGGCGCACGUAUCGUCUAUAGAUAUCAUACAUCUGGACAAUUGGCUGAAGUCGUUCAUGGUGAUGGAAAAAGUGAAAUAAGGUACACCGAAAGUGGUUUACCUUCUGAAGUUAUACAUUCUGAAAGAGAUGUGGAAUAUAGAUGGGAUUAUCAAUAUAGUGCUGGUCUUCUUGUCGAAGAACGUAUAGAUUUCGGAGCCAAAACCGGACUCAGCAAUGCCAAAUUUACUUUUGAUUAUGAUUCGAACUUCAGAUUGAUCGCUGUACAGGGUAGAAUAGGCGGUCAAACUUUACCACCUCACACCAUGGCUUACAAUCCAAGAACUGGCUUAUUGGAACAGAUAGGGCAAUUUAAAAUAACGAAACCACAAAUAAACGAGACUACGGUUUUCGAUGGCACUGCACUUUUUUCAAGGAUUACCGACGACAGAUUCCACGAAACUCAAGUGACAGUAACUAUUCACAGUUUGGAAGUGUUUAGAAUGGAAUUCACGCACGAUUCUCGAGGACGUAUAAAUCAAACCAGGACGUAUACUCGUAACGUUGCUGUUAAUACGUACACCAAUGUGAAAAAUUACACAUGGGAUUGCGAUGGACAAUUAACGGGUGUCGAAGCACAAGAACCAUGGGGUUUCAAAUAUGACGGAAAUGGUAAUAUGUUAUCACUUAGAUAUCGUGGAAACACCAUACCCAUGGAAUACAAUACCAUGGAUAGAAUAAUUAAAUUCGGCGAAGGUCUUUACAAAUAUGACAAUAGAGGUCUUGUGGUUCAAAAUGCUAGAGAAGAGAGAUUUAAUUACAACGCUAAAGGUCUAUUAGUACGUGCCACUAAACGUGGCCGAUUCGACGUCCGUUAUUAUUACGAUCAUCUCGAUCGUUUGGCAACGAGAAAAGAUAAUUAUGGAAACGUGACUCAAUUCUUUUAUAACAAUCAAAAACGUCCUCACGAAGUCAGCCAAAUAUAUAGUCCACGUGAUGGAAAGCUGAUGUCUUUGGUUUAUGACGAUAGAGGCCAUCUUAUUUAUGCACAAGUUUAUCGACAUAAAUAUUAUAUCGCCACUGAUCAGUGUGGCACGCCUAUAAUGAUUUUCAAUCAAUAUGGCGAAGGCAUAAGAGAAAUCAUGAGAUCCCCAUACGGACACAUUGUGUAUGAUUCGAACCCCUAUUUGUACUUACCUGUUGAUUUUUGUGGCGGAUUGUUGGAUCAGGUAACUUCAUUGGUUCACAUGCCAAAUGGAAAGGUUUACGAUCCUUUGAUAGGCCAAUGGAUGUCUCCUCUUUGGGAAAAUGUCUUGGACAGGAUAGAUACACCAACGCAUCUGCAUCUUUACAGAUUUAACGGGAACGAUCCGAUCGAUAUCAGGCAUACAGAUAGACCAAAUCAACCCACAGAUCACAUAUCAUGGUUCACACAUCUUGGAUACGAUCUAAAGAGUUUAGCACCUCAAUUAUUCCCUGACGAGCUUCCCGAUAGUUUAGUACCACCGGCUCUUGGUCCAGGUACUUCUAUAUUUGGCAAGAAGAAAAGAACGAGAAAUCUUGGUGUUCAAUCAGGCUUUUUAGCCCACAUUGCUCAAAGACAUUCUGGUGAUGCGAUGAGCCUUUCAGCACCACCACGAUCAGCUCUUAAAAAAGACACUAGUGAACUAAUCCCGAGUCGUUUAGGUGCUGCCUCAGAUCCACCAUUCGGUAAAGGAAUCCUUGUUUCGAGAACAGCCGAUGGACAGGCUGUAGUGUCGAGUGUGCCAACGGCGAACGCUAUUUAUGGUGACGUCUUCACCUCGGUGUUCAAUCGUUCGUAUUUCUUACCGUUCACGUUCGUCGUUCACAGUGCUCAACAAGAUGCUUUUUACUUCGUCAAGGAAGAAACUUGGAGAGCUAGCGAGGAUCGUGGUCAAUUGAAACGUCUCGGUGGACAAGUGAAUACUACUUUCCACGAGAACGAAAAUGGCAGUGGAAGUAGCUCGCUGAUCGACGUGAAGAUACACGGUACCAGCUACGUCGUCAAUUUGCGAUAUGGCACGACAGCCGAGAAAGAAAAGCAACGACUUCUUCAUCACGCAAAAGCAACUGCCAUUCGUAAGGCUUGGCAUAGAGAACGGGAAGCUCUUAAAGCUAACACUCCAACAACGAACGAAUGGAUGGUAGCCGAACAGGACGAGAUAUUGAAAGUUGGUGUAGCCUCGAAUUACGAAGGUGAAUAUAUACAUGAUGCUCAAAUCUAUCCAGAGCUAGCGGAGGAUCCUUACAACAUAAGAUUCGUCAAAAAAGCCGUUGACACUUCAAGUAAGAAACGACGCAGAAGGAGAGGAGCACCAUCUUGCAAGCUUUGGUGGUUGGAUAAAUUUUGCUAGAUCGUCUGGAUCAAUAAAAACGAUAUAUGGCUCUCCUUCCACUGCCCUUCUUUUUAAUGGGUUAAUUACUGUCCAAAAAACUGAUUGCUAUGGUCUCUCUCUUUUGGUAGACGUUACGCAAACGAAUAAAAAGAAAGGCAAUAUGAGCAAAGAAAAAGAGAGAGAAAAACAAAGAGAUAAAGAAUGAAGAAAGAAAUUAUAAAGAGUGUUACUAGAAAGAUGAGAAUUACUGUGACAUAUUAUCCGCAGUGUUCUUUGAUACACACACGUAUAAAGAAAGACAAAAAGAAAAAAAGAGAAAGAGAGAGAGAAAGAGAGAGAGAGAGAAAUAAAAAAAAAGAAAACGUACUGAACACUAUCAAAAAGUUUUAUACCAAAGUCUAUUUGUGUAUUUCAAAGAUGCCAAAAACACUAACGUUAUAUGAUCUACCGCGAUAGGGUGUAGUGUGUAAGCAUUAAAAAAAAAAGUAUGCGUGGCGUGGAUUACGGAUUAAUCUUGCCCGCGGAUAAGAGUACGCGACAGAACCGUGAUUUGGCAGACGCGCGAAAGCCUUAUAAAUAAAUCGGUGCAAGAGCUUUCCAUAAAAAUGAAGAAGAAUCUCUCUUUCUCGAAAAGAGAUUUGUGACUUUUGAAAGUCUGGUGUUCGAAUUUGAUGGACAUAAAUAUUAUGGAUGAAACGAGAGAGAGAGAGAGAGAGGGAGAGAGAGAGAGAGAGAUACGAUAUGAAAAGAAUGAUUUUAAUUCGGAUAUAUAGGGUAUUUCCAAAGGACGAAAAAGUCAGUAUAUAAAAUGAACGUGGGCGCAGUGUAAAUGUACGUGUAACGAGCGAAGACACAAAUACCAUUCGUUUUCUAAAAUUCGUGAAAACAAGCGUGUGUGUCACGUCAUCGUUAGAGGGACGGAAAAUAAAAAAAAUAAAAAGAAAACAAAAAUGCAAGCGGGCCAUUCGUCGUUGAGGCGAGUCGAGUGAGAGAAACUAGUCAAUAUAUAGCUUUACAUUGACGUAUAAACUUUUCAUUAGAGUAAGAACGAGAGAGAGAGAGAGAGAGAGAGAGAGAGAGAGUUAUAGCGAAUAUGCAUGUAUGAAAGAGAAAGAGAGAGAAUGCGAUCCUUGCCGUACAAUGUGAAACUGUGUGUACCCACCUGCCCAUUCGUAUGCGAGCGAUACUUCGUCGUCGUCGUACUUAGAUAGAAGAAGAAGUUAAAAAAAAAAAAAGAAAAAAGAAAGAAAAAGAAGUUGAUAAAAAAAGUGAAUUACACAAAGCGAUAAAACGUGGAUUGCAAGUGGACGCGAACCGAAUGUGCACACAUAUCUCAACAAUGAAUGGCCUCGGAAUUCGUAAGAAAGCUCGCGCGUUAUCGUUCUAAGAUGACUCCUAUUUAUUUUUUAUUUUUUAUUUUUUUCGUUCAUUGUCAGUGUAAUAAAAGAGGGGACACAAAAGUCGUUUCGUUCGUUUGAUCGAUCGAUCUAAAAAGAAGAUAAAAAAGCAGAAGAAGGGAUUGACGUGUACGAUUGAUCGACUUAGCUCGAGUUCUACUUUGAAGCCUUAGAAUGUAUCGGCAAGAAGAAAGAGACGAGCAAAUUUGUAUUAUAAAGUGGUGCUUUCUCCGGCGAUGCAAAAAAAAACAAAAAGAGAGCGAGAAUCUUGUGCAGUGUUGAACGAUGAGAGAGAGAGAGAGAGAGAAAGAGUAUGAUUGAGAGAGCAUGAGCGUGAAUGGAACAUUGUAUUAUUAUUAGGCUUAAACAUAUUUUUAAACAUGGAUGUGUCGUAUCCUAGCACUUUAGCGUCCAACCUCCGUAAAAACGAACCUAGAAAAGGAAAAAAAAAAGAAAAGAAAAUGAGAAACUUCUUAUAUUACUGCCAUCAGCAGGAUUAACGAACUAUAACGACGAUCGAAGAUAUAAAACGUGUCUCGGGAUAAUCGAUGGUACACUCUCUGUUUGUUAAUCCCGUUCGCACGAUAUACGCAUUAUAAAUAUAUAUAUUUUAGGCGGGGUAAAGAAGGAAGCGUCGGGCGAGCGAGCAAGCCGAUGUCUCUCUCUCUGUUUAAGUGAAAUAUUAAAAUUAAAAGAAAAAAAAUAAGGAAAGAGAGAAUAUAGAAAGAAAGAAAUAAUGAAAGAAAGAAAGAAAAAGCAGAAGAAAAUAAAGAAGAAGAAGAAAAGAAGAAGAAGAAAAAGGAGAAAUGAUUCAUUAUCGGUAAAUAAAAAAAAUAAAAAAAAAAAUAAAAAAAAAAUACAUAUACAAUAUUGCAUAUUUGUGCUUGCUGGAUAUGAAUAACACGAACGUCAAACUAUGUUUCUCUUCAUUGAGUAAUAAGUGUGUAUCUAAAUUAACGCGACCAACAACUCUCCCUCCUAUUCCCGUUCUAAUCCCAUCAGUACCGAUCGUUUUCCUUGUAUCGAACGUAUGUAAAUUAUUAAUACGUUCUAAGAGCCGUGCAUAAUUACUAAGAUAAUUAGUUAGCAUCACCGAAUUAGCCCUCGCUAUCCCCUUACCCCACCCAUCCAAAAUCCCCGUCGCUCUCUCUCUCUCUCUCUCUCCUCUCUCUCUCGCUCUCUUUCUCUCUCUCUCUCUCUCUCUCUCUCUCUCUCUCUCUCACUCUUUCUCUUUCUCUCACAGUAGCUCUAUUUCCCUCUCAUCGUCCUCUCGGCAUCCUAUUAACAACAUCGCGAGAAUCAGAGCGGAUUUGUCCAAUUCACGGCGUUAUCUCAUCAUCCGCGUUUCUUCAAAUACUUUUGUGAGCUAAUCUCGUCGACGCCACCAAUAAAUAGACAUAAUGGCACAACGACGUUAACUGUCUGGAUAAAUGAAGAAGAUUUUACUUAUGAUACACUGAAUGUAUAAAUAAAAUGAGAAAAAAAAACAAUAUAAAUAUAUAUGAAUACCUAUAUAUAUAGGGAGGCUUUGUAAUGUACUUUUGAGUCGAACGAGCGUUUAAAUGUAUACGAACGAAAGAAAACUGAGAAGCUGCGGUCCAAUUCACGAGAAACGAUCAAUCUUUUUUUUUAUACGUUUUCUUUGCCAACAAAUAAUAGGAACAGAGGGAAAUAGAGAGAAAAUUAAAUGUUCAUUCGAAGAAAAAAUGAUUUAUCUUCUUAUCUUAGAUCGCCGAACUAUAAGUAUUCAUUAGAAAUUCGUAAGCAUCUAAACGCUCGUCGUUUGCUAUAAUAUCCGUUCUCAUCUUGUGCCGAACGUUGCCACCAUUCGGACCGGCAAUGGGAUUCGAAAAAGUCGACUAUUUUUUAAAAUAUCGAACAUCAAAUUAUGUAUAUACGCGUAAAGUUACAUGAGGCCCUCUCGCGUAUUUGAGAAAGACAAAGAGAAAGAGAGAGAGAGAGAGAGAGAGAGAGACGUUAGAAAGAAAAAAGAAAAAAAAAGGAAAAUGAAGAGAACAUGACUCACGUUACUUUGACAUAGUCUCUUAGUAAAACAAAAAGGAAGAAGAAGAAAGAAAAAGUUAACAAAAAAAGUAAAAUCAAGAAAAUGCAGUCUCUAACUUCCGUGAAGUUUCAUCUCGUUUUGCAAAUUUAGUUCGUCCCCCUCGUCGAUCGAUCGGGGCACGCGAUAAUCCCACGUAAUUCUUUAAGUAAAUAUCAGGUAGAUUACAAAAAAAUAACAAUUAUAUAUAUAUAUACAUAUAUAUAUACAUAUACAUGUGUGUGUUCGUAUAUAUAUAUGUGUGUGUAUGAAAUAUAAAUAUGUGAGAGCGGGAGAGAAAGAGAGAGAGAGAGAGAGAGAGAGAGAGAGAGAGAGAAAGAGAGAGGAAGAGAAUGAAACGGUUAGAUUAUAAGUUGGUCCAUGCGGUAUAAAAUAUAUAAUAUACUCGAUUGACACGAAGCGGCGUCUCGGUGGAUCGUGUGGUCAAGAAAAUAAAAAUUAGAAUAAACAAAUUGAAACAAGAGGAAAAAUAGUAAGAUGGAAAUUGAACGAAAACAAAAGCGAAAGAGAGAGAGAGAGAGAGAGAGCGAGCGAACGAGAUAGAAAGAAAGAGAGAGAGCAAGUGAGUGAGAGUGAAAAGAGAGAGAAAAAUAUAUAUAUAUAUUUAUUAUAUAUAUAAUAUAUAUAUAUAAAUAUAUUAAGAAGCGAACGAAAGCACAAGUCAGCCACGCUGCAGCUACUACGACCACUACCCUAGGUAGAUUAAACGCUACUUUGCCGCUGAUCUAAUUGUUUACUGUCACGUGUUGCUGUAAACCUAAACUAACGAUACGAUAUAUUUUAUUUAUAUAAUCUAAUCGACUGUAUUUAUUGUAAAUAGUCACGAUGUUUGCUAUGAUAUAAUAUAUCUGUAAUUGGAUGGAAUCUGCCUGAAACUGCGCCCAAGCCCUCUGUCCUUCACUACAAACUGAAAAAAUAAGAGUUAAAAAAAAAGAAAAUAAAAGAAAAAAGAAAAGAGGAGUCUAAGGAAAAAGAAUAAAAAAUAAAUAAAUAAAUAAAUAAAUGACGCCGUACCUCGCGCAUGGAACACCGGCGAUAAAAUAAAUAAAUAAAUAAUUAUUAAAUUAAUUAAUUAAUUAAUAUAAUCGGAAAGCCCCUGUUGUGCGUUUCGCGAUAAUUUAAAUUCGCCGUUGUUGUAUAACGCGUUUGUAAUUCCGAGCGAGGAGUUAAAAGUGAGAGGUGUAAAAGCGAGAAAGAUGUCAAUAUUUCGUAUCGUAAUAGAGUGGACGAUGUCGCGGAACGAUCGAUCGUGUACGAUAACCGCCGUGUGCUCCAUUUUUAUCAAACUGCCUACCUUUUCUCCCCAACACUUAUCCUAAACGUAAAAAGAAAAGGAAAGAAAAGAAAAGAGAAAGAAAUAAAUAAAAAAGAGAAAUAACUAUGCUAACAAAUUCUCGUCCCUUUAUCAUAGGAGGACAAAAACGAAUGAUAAAUAUACAUACACAUAUAUAUAUACACAUGUAUGUAUGUGUGUAUAUAUACAUAUAUAAAUAAUUUUUAUAAAUGUAUUUUUUCUUCUCCAUUCCCGAUCCAGAAUCAUCCAGAUUUUCCCCUUCGAUAUGAAUAACAAAUUAUCGCGGUAGAAAAACGAAGAAAGAAAAAGAAAAAUAAAGAGAAACACAACAAAUUCGUAACUCGAAAUAUACAUAUACUGCCCCGAGGCAGGAAGGAAUGUCAUGACCCUACCAGCAUGUCCAAUAACUUACACACACAAUAUUACUAUCUUAAGUACAAUAUAUUAAGUGUUUUCAGAAAAUAUAUGAUCUAUAUAUGAUAAUAAAAAGGGAAAAAAACGUUU
Vespula vulgaris is the source of this 15073-nucleotide messenger RNA. RefSeq names its product teneurin-a (gene Ten-a). The record is from RefSeq and is a predicted model, not a curated record. The transcript is spliced from 20 exons. NCBI's taxonomy places the organism in Eukaryota, Metazoa, Arthropoda, Insecta, Hymenoptera, Vespidae. The coding region runs from base 1888 to 9834 and encodes 2648 amino acids. Gene Ontology annotation, biological process: motor neuron axon guidance.